UUUCCGUCUAACUUUGUCUUUUGUGUACAGAGCUGUAGCCGGUAUUGAAAAUAUUAAACGUAAAGCCUCAAGAUUUCCAUUUAAAUUGUAUCGUUUAACUCUUCUUUUUUUUUUUUCUCUUUGUUUAAAAAAACCUUGGGUUGUCAAGAAUUCACGAUGAAGAGCCUUUUUUUGUCUCUCUUACUUGUCUCUGUUCUGUUUAUGAACAGCUUCUCAGAAGUGCAGGGAAGGAAAUGGAAAGGUGAAGGUACAACGCAAAACCUGGAAGCUAUUGUCAUUGGAAGAUGCUAUGAGUAUAUUACAAUUCUGAAUCCUUCUGUUGGUGAGAAGAAUUGUUCAGAGAUAUGGGAAGCAUUUAAAAAUGCAUUUAUUAACAAGGAUCCUUGCAGCAUUCUACCUAAGGACUAUGAAUUAUUUAUCAACCUGUCAUUGCACACAAUUCCACCCAACAAGUCUCUCUUCUGGGAAAAUAAUGAGCUGCUAGUGAGUAGUUUUGCUGACAGAGGCCGUCGCUACAUGUCUGUGAGUUAUACUCUGUUCGGCUUCGUUGGAGAUCUUCUAAACUGGUGUGGGCAGGCAAACAGCAAUGGACUGGACUAUGAAUCCUGCCCUACCACGGAGGAAUGUGAAAACAACGCGGUGGAAUCUUUCUGGAGGAUGGCCUCAGCCACUUAUGCACAGCACAGUUCUGGGGUGAUACAUGUCUUGCUGAAUGGUUCUGCAGUCAAAGGAGCUUAUCCAGACCCAGGAUUUUUUGCAGAUUAUGAAAUACCUAAUCUCCAGAGAGACAAAAUCUCACAAAUUGUCAUCUGGGUUGUGGAUGAUAUUGAAGGACCAGAUAGAGAGUCCUGUGGAAUCCAUACUGUAAAGAUACUAGAAAACAGGCUGAAAACCCUUGGUUAUGAUGUCACCUGCACUGACAAUUACAAAUCUGUAAUGUUCUUACUCUGCCUGGAUUAUCCUGACGAUUCUAAGUGUACCCUUCCAUCCUCUGUUUUCUCUGUGGAUGGAUCCCCGCUCUCUGAUGGUCCAUUAACUGACAUGGGAACAGUUUGAUCUGCACCAGCAGCACAAAGAGGACCUGUAUCUUCAGACAGAGGAGGCAGCUGGAACAAGCUCAUGUUUGUUUCUUUUCUAAGCUUUUUGUUCAGAUUUGCUUUAGUGUACUAAAUCAACUGAAUCCAUAUCCUGUGAUUGCCUUAGCUAGCUAUAAACUUGGUUUUAACUAAUUUCUAACUUCAAUUUCACCCUAGUUCUGGGACUGGCAAACUUGCAUAUUAAAACCCUGCAUACUUCUAUCUAGAUACCAACUACUUUUAGUAUCAAAAAUUAUUCUACUGCUUCUAGAAAGCCUCAUCCUUCAUUUCCUUUUCUUGAAGAAAUCCAUUGCUUUUUCCUCUUAUCCUUAUUCUCCAGAAUUAAACUGAGAGUAAUAAUUGCUGUUCACAUAUUUCAGAAAGAAAAGUGAAAUUAUGCCUGUCCUUUAUGUCCCACACAGCUUACUUGUUCAUAAAAACAAUCCUAGCAUUUGGCCUUGGAAACUAAGUGCCUGAGUAUCAUGUUUUGGGAAGGGCAAAUAUGAAUUCUGAUCAAAGCGAGCUUAGAUUGCUCACUUGGUACAAGAUACAAUAGGUGAGACAGUGGAAAAAUUAAACUCAUUUUCAUAAGUGGUCCAGUACUUGGGCCAAACUUACCUAAAACUAUUGUACAGCAAGAUUCUGGCUUGCACACUUGCAUACAGUAUUUUACCACGUACAGAUUGCUUCAUCAUCUGCACAGCUACUCCUCAGCUGGCUGUUUCCUGGCCACUGGAUAGCCAAAAGUCAGGAAUAUCAGGUCUAGAAAGGUCCAUGGGUUUUCCACCAUGAUGUGAUGGUUGAUCACCAUGAUGUGAUUUGUGGCAUAUCAAAUUCAGACAAGAACCUGCCAAGUCAGACAUCUGCCUGCUUGCAGAUGCUUCAGAAUAUAUUGAGGAGAGAGCAGAUGCUGUCUUGAAGGUCUCUUGAGUUACUUCUGUGAAUUUUCUAACUGGUCUAGCUAGAUGCUCUUCGAAACCACCAAGACAUCCAGCUACCAAGAUGACACUUAAAUCUUUGGAAAAAAAUAGUUCUUCCAGAAAAUAAAUUUAAGAAGAAUUUUGUUGCAUUCUUUAUUAGCUUCUGUAUUAUUUAUUUGUGUUUGUAUUACCUGGUUGUCAGGAAACUGGAAUGGGAUGUUCCUGUUAUAUCACUGCGUCUGAUUUAGGACUCCAUAGUACAUUUAUGUACUUUCAGUCCCUGGUACAACUAUAUCACAUUGUAUAUUUGAAAAUAUCUAAUAUAUGUUGUUGUUGCUUACUUGUCUGGCUUCCAUUCCUGUAAUAAUCUUUAAUUUGGUUUUAAUGCAAAUCCCUUUACAUUACACACAUAGUUGUGUUUGCCUGUGUCACAGCUGGGUGUAGGCUCCAGCUUGAAGGAUUUUUGUGUCUGUUUCAGACACUUGCAAAAAGUACUGAAAUCAGAAAUUACAGACAUUUUAAAAUCUAGGCUGUAUUACACCUCGAAAUUGUUCCCUACCUAAGCUGAAAUAUUAGUCCUUUGAUUAGUUCCUUCAAUGUCCUCCUCAUUUUUAUUGCUUGUUUGAUGCUGUCCUGAACAGCAGCUGCCAGAAUAAUACGAGAGGUAUCUGUUUGUAACACAGACACAGCUCAGAUAACUAAACCCAAGCAGUUUCGAUCAGCCUUCUAUUUGCACACAGCAGAUCACAUCGUGGCACACUGUGGACUGCAGGCUGUAGAGAUGCAUAUGAGGCUCACAGAUAGGUGUGCAAGCCAUUGUUUGGUCUAGUGUUGGCCUACACGCUGACCUUUAUAUUAUAGUGUGUCCCAGAUUCAGAUAAUAGCUUAAGACCGUUAACAAGCCGUAUGCCUCUUAGGCAACUGCCAUCCACAAGCCAAGCAUCCCAGCUGGACAUCCCAGCCUGUAAAAGCUUUCCAGCCUCCACUCCAGCAGCACAGUCAGUACUGGCCAUUACGUAUGAUACCAAACACGCUGUAGGAAGUGCUAAAUAAUUCUGUUUUGAAAAAAAAGUAAAACGCAAAGUAGGAUAGAUAUGAUUCAAAUAAUUUGAGGUUAUUUACUGCAUAAACUUAUAUCAAGAACAACACACUCAGAAACUUCUUGUAGUGUUUUCUUAUUUCUAAUGUUCUUCCUCUUUUCCCAUUACUUCAACUUGGUAGCAAAGACAGCUUUUUUUUUUUCCCCAAUAUCUGUUGAAUAAAGUCUCUCAAACUUGCUGGAAAAGCUUGGGAAGACCUGUAAAGAUUUUUAGCUAACCAAAUAAUAUAGCUGGGAAAAAAAGGCAAAGUUUUAGAUGGGUAGGCUUCCUGAGAUCUUAAAGGCAGCAAAUUUCAAGCUGAGCAUCUGAGUUUAAUAUAGUGGGUUUAGUCCAUGUGAAAGAACUUUGUGAUUGGCAUCUUGGAAGCGGAGGGGGAGAAGAAGUGUCAGCAAAGCGAGAAACAAUAAUGUCAUUUGUUAUUCCUGGAGGGAGGGAGAGACGUGAACAAAAAAUUGUGAGCAAGAGAAUCCCCUAUAUCUCUCUUUUUUAUUUCUACAUCUACAAGGUGUGUGAAUAGUGCUAUUUACAGAUGUAAUUUACACUUAUGUGCUGAGAAUCAGCUAGGUAUGCCUGUGCUCUGUCUUGAACACUCAGUAAAUGCUCUGAUUAGGAACGUCUUAUGUAACAGCUGUGGCAAAUCUGGAGAAAUCAUAAUGUCUAAGAGGCAUCUUCCCUUUCAUGUAAACCCAUGCAAGCCUGGUAAUGUUCAGCAGGGUGCUUCAAAUGAGGAUUCAAAAUGUUCAAUCAUUCAUACUUGUACUAGCAGUACUGCAAAAACAGCUGUCUCCAGACCUGAAUUCAGUGGGGAAAAUGUUUCAUAUGAAAACAUUAUGUAUGUCACUUCAUUUUGAACCCAGUUGGAUGCGAUAAUCCUGUGUAGAUAUGUUACUAUCCAACUACUCAUGGCAAACGACAGCAUCAUGUACAGGAGCAUUACAAGGUGCUCUGCAUUGCUGCAGACAGACCCGUGGAAGCCACUGAUACUAAGGUAGUAUUUCCUGUCUUUGCCUGUUUUGCGGACCACUUAAAAAUUCAGUUAUGUCAUGCUCUUCGUUCCUAUAUAGAAAUAAAUAUAAUCUCCCCUCCUACUAACCUACUUUUUUUUCCCCUGCUGCAUGCGUUCCAGUCAUUCUAUCUGAUAAAAGCCAAACUCUAAUUAAGAAUAAUUAAUUUUUUUCAGCACGUGUGUGCAUGCACACAUAUACAUCUGCUCAUACCUGCUCUGUCUACUUUUAAAUGCAAGUUAUUGAGUGCUUUGGAGUAAGGAGUUAUAAGAAUAAAGCAAGGGCAACUUGUUCACCUCUCUGCCCUUUUUAUAC
Molecule: messenger RNA, 4415 nt
Organism: Grus americana (Whooping crane)
Lineage: Eukaryota; Metazoa; Chordata; Aves; Gruiformes; Gruidae
Gene: BST1
Product: bone marrow stromal cell antigen 1
Exons: 10
Coding region: 157-1056 (299 amino acids)
Biological process (GO): positive regulation of B cell proliferation
Cellular component (GO): plasma membrane
Molecular function (GO): NAD+ nucleosidase activity; phosphorus-oxygen lyase activity
Source: RefSeq, a predicted model, not a curated record